Nomascus leucogenys (northern white-cheeked gibbon) is the source of this 2155-nucleotide messenger RNA. It is a transcript of the gene NDE1, whose product is annotated as nudE neurodevelopment protein 1. The coding region runs from base 701 to 1741 and encodes 346 amino acids. Gene Ontology annotation, biological process: establishment of mitotic spindle orientation; vesicle transport along microtubule; microtubule nucleation. The record is from RefSeq and is a predicted model, not a curated record. Gene Ontology annotation, cellular component: centrosome; kinetochore; kinesin complex. The transcript has 9 exons. NCBI's taxonomy places the organism in Eukaryota, Metazoa, Chordata, Mammalia, Primates, Hylobatidae. Gene Ontology annotation, molecular function: microtubule binding.
GGCGGGGCCUCGCGGCCCUGCAGCCUCGUCAGGCUCAGUCCCCUCCCGAUAAACCCCUAAAUAGGGACUUUCCCGGGGGGUGACCCUGGCUUUUUUGGCGAAAACCCCCAGUUUAAGGAGGCCUUCCCCCUGGCUUCACGUUGUGGAGUCGAAAGGAACCUUGAAGCGGAGAGUGGGAGCUCGUGACGUGGACCCGAGGAAAAAACCUGCCAACCAGGAUUUAAUAGAAUUCAGCUCUUUCAGGCUUUGGAGGGAAGGCGAUUUGAACGUGAUUUCAAUGAAAAACCCGAUAUCUUCGGCUUUUUUUUUUUCCUCUCUCGGGUCUCGUCACAUGAUGGUCCUACUUUAUUUUUAAAAAUUGAAUGGCGCAUAUUCCCCAGCAUCCUAAAUCUAGUGCAACCUAGUGGCAAGUGGAGAAAAAAAUAACUGCCAACCCGGCUUCCUGCGAGGUCCCUCGGAGUUCUCGCAAAGUUGCGAGCCAGCUGGCAAAAAUACAGUGUGUGGAAAGACUCAACUGGACACUGCCACCAAGAAUCAAGAGAUUUUGGGGUACUGCAGCAAGAAAACGUUAUUUUUAAAAGCUCUGCUCCAAAGCUGGUUACAAAUGAAUACUGCGUUUCCAGUGACAGGUUGGGCAAGCAGAAAGGAGAUCUUAUGACACCAUGCCACAAGGAGAGUGAUCUCUUCCCCUGUUUUCACAAUGGAGGACUCCGGAAAGACUUUCAGCUCUGAGGAGGAAGAAGCUAACUAUUGGAAAGAUCUGGCGAUGACCUACAAACAGAGGGCAGAAAAUACGCAAGAGGAACUCCGAGAAUUCCAGGAGGGAAGCCGAGAAUAUGAAGCUGAAUUGGAGACGCAGCUGCAACAAAUUGAAACCAGGAACAGAGACCUCUUGUCCGAAAAUAACCGCCUUCGCAUGGAGCUGGAAACCAUCAAGGAGAAGUUUGAAGUGCAGCACUCUGAAGGCUACCGGCAGAUCUCAGCCUUGGAGGAUGACCUCGCGCAGACCAAAGCCAUUAAAGACCAAUUGCAGAAAUACAUCAGAGAGCUGGAGCAAGCAAACGACGACCUGGAAAGAGCCAAGCGCGCCACGAUCAUGUCUCUCGAAGACUUUGAGCAGCGCUUGAAUCAGGCCAUCGAAAGAAAUGCCUUCCUGGAAAGUGAACUUGAUGAAAAAGAGAAUCUCCUGGAAUCUGUUCAGAGACUGAAGGAUGAAGCCAGAGAUUUGCGGCAGGAACUGGCUGUGCAGCAGAAGCAGGAGAAACCCAGGACCCCCAUGCCCAGCUCAGUGGAAGCUGAGAGGACAGACACAGCUGUGCAGGCCACGGGCUCCGUGCCGUCCACGCCCAUCGCUCACCGAGGACCCAGCUCAAGUUUAAACACACCUGGGAGCUUCAGACGUGGCCUGGACGACUCCACCGGCGGGACCCCCCUCACACCUGCGGCCCGGAUAUCAGCCCUCAACAUUGUGGGAGACCUACUGCGGAAAGUCGGGGCACUGGAGUCCAAACUCGCUUCUUGCCGGAACCUCGUGUACGAUCAGUCCCCAAACCGAACAGGUGGCCCGGCCUCUGGGCGGAGCAGCAAGAACAGAGAUGGCGGUGAGAGAUGGCCAAGCAGCACCAGCGUGCCUUUGGGUGAUAAGGGGUUGGGGAAGCGCCUGGAAUUUGGGAAGCCGCCUUCACACAUGUCUUCAUCGCCGCUGCCAUCAGCCCAAGGGGUAGUCAAGAUGUUGCUUUAGGAAAACCACGGAAGCUGAAGCUCUUGGUGUCGGUGCAGGAGUCGUUACCCUUUGUCAUCUUUUUAUACUAGGUUUUUGUUUCAAGUUAGUUUGAGAAAUAAGAGCAGUCACCAUAGUUAGUUAGCUUUGCGGCCCAAGCCAGUGACCGAGGCCAUCACCUGUGCUCUGGGGUUUGUCCCUGGGAAAUGUCUCCUCAUCCUUGCCUGCCACUGUGUGCAUUGCAAAGAGGGACAAAAGGGGCUCUCUGGGAAGGGCUCUAAGGUGCCGGUGAUGAGGCUACCCUGUUUUUGUUUUUGAGAUAGAGUCUCGCUCUGUUGCCCAGGCUGGAGUGUGGCGGUGUGAUCUCAGCUCACUGCAGCCUCCGCCUACCAAGUUCAAGCGAGUCUCUUAUCUCAGCUUCCCAAGUAGCUAGGA